Stylonychia lemnae is the source of this 2319-nucleotide messenger RNA. The record is from the annotation of a GenBank genome assembly. Lineage: Eukaryota; Ciliophora; Spirotrichea; Sporadotrichida; Oxytrichidae.
AUGCAGAAUAAGAAUUUGCUGGGGAAGAAUGACAGUAUUGAUUAAGCUCUAAAUGAGUAAAAUUAGAAUCUAUAAGGCUAUAUGAAUGAAAUAUAAAAUGGCGAAUCAAAUCUUGAUUCCUCAGCUAUUACCAAUACUGUAGCUUACUAAAUUGAGGAGAGGAGUUUGCAUUGUCCUUAAUUAGAAAAUAAUGUGCUGUUUCAAAAACUACGUCACAGACUAAGAAAAUUCUUUUACACUUAGGAGGAAUUUAGGAGAAAUGGUGGAGUGUCAAAAAAGCAAGAGGAAUCAGAUAGAAAGUUAGGAAUAAACUUCAGCUACAAAAUAUAGCUAAAUAAUGGGCUAAGAAAACUUCUAAGGUAGGUUGUGGUAACAAAGGACAGAAAACUGCAAUUAAACAAUCUAAGCAAAGUUUAUACCUGGUAUUUUGCGAAAUUAGAAGCCAUUGGAAUGGUAACCAGUGGAGAUAAGUAAGAUGAAGAAAUGACGCUAAACCCAGGGAGAUUAGAUGAAUAAGCCAAAGAAAAGUUGGAGAAGGAUUAGUGCAAGAGAUAGCAGUUACUGAAUUAGUCAAUCCUCUUAUAGAAAACAAAAAAGAUGUUUGAAGAUAAUGAGAGAUCUGAUCAUAAAGAUAUUAUGCCUGCCAAGUAUAGACUAACAGAUUACAAAAGAAAAAGCUUCGGUAAACUUUUUACUCAGUAAAGUUAGGAUAGACCAAUGAGUGGAGCUACAUCUAAUUUUGGAAAUGCUGAAGUGACAACAUAAGCCCAGUCAAAUUUUGAAGAAGAUGAAAGAUCGACUUACUCUCAUCCAUUCAAACUAUUCUAUACUUCAGGAGAGCCAGUUGUAUUUUAGAGUCAAAAUCGGUUUGAAGGUAAAUCGAAUUAUCAGAACUACUAUCCUACAACAGACAUAAUGGAGUAAAAACUUGAGAAGUUUUGGUUCUAUAAUUAAAAUAAAACUUUGUCUGAUAAAAGAAGGGAUGAAGAAAUUAAGCACCAGAUUAGAGAAUGGAGUGUGGCUAAAUCUAAAGUUGAAGAAGAAAUUUAAAGAAGAAAAGAACAUAAGGAGGAAGGUUCAAAUUUUUAAGCUAGAGCAUUUGUUAGAAGGAGUUGGAAAACUAAGAAUUUCAAUCCUAAUAAUAAUCCAUUACUGGAAGAUUCCUCAUCUGAUGAAGAAGAUGAGUUUGAUAGAGAGCCACUAGAGUUAAAGCAUGAUCAAACUGGUAGCCAAAAUAAUACCUUAUCUCCAUAAACAAAAUAAAAUCUAGCUGUGAAUGAGUAUAAUGAUAGUUAUUAAAUAAAGGAAGAGAAAGAUGAGGAUGAUGAUGACUUUUUAAAUGAUUAAUCAAAUGUAAUAUAAUCUCUAGAUAACUCUAAAAAUAUCUCAGAUCAAAGAAAUAGGGAAUCUAAAUUUAAUCCAAGAUUUAGACCAAUAAAAAGCACAAAUGAUAGGCAAAGGACUAAAUUUCAUGAUUUAACUUCAGAUUAAGUCAAGUAUGGUAUAAGGCCCUCAACAGCAGUUCAAAUAAAUUAACUUAGAUCAAUAACUGCCUUUAAUUAGUCGUUGCCUAAAAAUAAAUAAAACUAGUCCUUACCACUCAUCUAAUCAACCAAUGUUGGUGUUAUUAAUCAUAUUAAAAAGGACCACAAGACAGAUACAAUAGAAUUGAUACCUAAAUUUGGUCCUAUCGGUGUGAUAGAAGACUAUUUAGAUCCAAAACUUGGUCAAAAUAAGUAUUCACUAGAUGGUAAAACUAGAAAUAUGUCUGUAGAAUCAGCCAAAAAAAGAAUUGAAACUUUAAGAAAAUAUAGAGGAAACUUAAUUUAAGCCACUUAAGUAGUUGAUGAAAAUCAUCUUGACAAUGUAUUUAUGUCCUCUAGUAAGGGAUAAGAGACUUAUUCACUUUCUCUCUAUAAUAGAGCUUAGAAAUUUAUAAGGCCAUAAACAGCAGCUCAAUCUAAUAACUUUAUGAAAUCAAUUGAAAAGGCAUAAGGAGGGAAAGCGGAAGAUAUUGAUACUUCAAGAGAUUCAAAACUGCCAGAUUUUCAAGUUCCCAAAGGACUUGGCAUGCUAUCAAGAGCUGCUGUCGAUGGCUAUAGACUAUAGCAAAUGAAUGAAAUUGAGUUGAUCAAAGACAGGCUUGCAAAAGAUAACUGUCCAUAAAACAUGGUGGUAUUGGAGCGAGCUGUAUUAUUGCCAAAUGAUGUCGAAUAUACACCUGGUGAGAGAGUUUAUCCAACACCUGAGAUGGGACUAAUGAUAAAUCCAUUUCCAAAGGUAGUUAAAGGCAAAAAGAAGAAGAAGAGUAAGAAAUGA